Molecule: messenger RNA, 1806 nt
Organism: Pseudozyma flocculosa PF-1
Lineage: Eukaryota; Fungi; Basidiomycota; Ustilaginomycetes; Ustilaginales; Ustilaginaceae
Exons: 3
Coding region: 1-1806 (601 amino acids)
Source: RefSeq, a predicted model, not a curated record
AUGCUCUUUGAUGAUGAAGAUUGGACAGGCUCCGAAGAGAUCGAACCGUACCCGACCGGACCGACGCCCGAACAACGCUGCGGCUUGACAUUUCAGCAGCAGAUCGAGCUCGAGUAUAGCCUCGUCCGCGAUCGCAAGGAUGGCAGCGCGGGUUCGCGCAUCAGACCCGACGGCUUCCUCUUCGCCUGGCCACUCUAUCGCACUUUCCGCGACGAGUGUGUCGCGCCGCCGCCAAUCUGGGGCAAGCGAUGCUCGCGCCUCGACGAGUUCGAUCAGGCCUGGAUCCGAGAAGAGGACCUCCACGAUCAGGUCGACAAAUGCCUCGGCGAGCUCAUCGUCCUCGGAUUUCCGGACAUAGCAAAGAGCAUGGUCGGACUGAUGCAGGAGCGCCUCCAGCGGUACGAGCCAAGCGGUGCAAUGCAGCGAUACUUUGCCGGCGUAUCGAUGUCGCAUCAGGACGACCUCGACGAGCGGGACAAGGUCUGGACGCCCGACCUGCCCACAACCGAGGAGCCUGUCGUGAAUCCGAACCACCUGCGCCGCCUAUUGCGCGCAGACGUCCUCUCGGGAAAGCCAUGGAGAUCCCGGCUAGAAGUCGACCUUUACAAGUUCCGCAACUUCCAAGACUGGAUCCAGGGCCUGGUCGCUGUGGGGAAGCUCUGCAACAGGAAGGACAGCGCCUACCUCACCAUAGCCGAAGCGGAAGACGUGCUGCUUCCCCCUCGCGAGUUCGAGGAGUUGGCGCUCUCCGUGCUGGGCGAGGUGAUCGACUGCCAGCUCAGCGAAAAGGCGACGGCUGCCUGCAUGUCCUACGUCGGGCCCUGCGAGGGACUCUGCGUCGGCAUUUCGCUCGCGGCUCGGCACGGGCGACAGGACCUGGUCUUGGACGGACUCAAGACUCUGCAAAACCUCCCAUUGAACCACAGGCCACGGUGCGCGUGCUACACGGUCAAGAGGUUCCGUUGUGUGCUGAUUGAGUCCAUCGAGCUACUCGGCGGCUGCACCGGCGCAUGGCGAGCCUUGCCCCUGGCCGAGGAAGGCCAGGGAUUCUUGGAAAAGCUCGGCUGGACUCGUUCGUCGGUCGAAGAGGGUGUGCAGCGCUUCAAGGAAUCGAUCGACCGUCGACUCGAACGCAUGCGCAACAGAGAUGUGCCCACAGACAAGGAACCCUACCGCGGUUUCUCGGUGGACCAGCUCAUCGCAGAGCUUGAGCGCCUCUGUCCGGACGUCGCCACCGAGACCGCCGCCUCACCUGAAAGCGCGCCCGAGAUCCCGCAAGCAGUCGCAGAAAGCUAUCCGAUGCUGCCAGCCGACUUCUUACGCUUUUACGCCUUGAGACCACACGGCCUGCCCGCGAUUCUUUACGAGGAAGCACAACCAGCCACGUACAUCGCAGAGCGUUUGGUAUCGUGGGCAGUGGAAGCGGCCUAUAUCGGGGUGCUGCCGUUCGAGGGCGUCGUGAUAGACCGGUUGUCAGAACACCACGCCAUGUGCCAGGGCAUCCCGUGGCUCUGGGGCUGCGUCUAUACGCACGGCGUGGAAGAUGUCGUCCGCUUCACCCGCGACAAGACGAUCGGCAAGUGGUUCAUGCACGCCUUCUUGCUCCCGCCCAGCUUCUACGCGUCCAUGCGGCGCACCAAUGGCCUUGCACCCGCUGAUCCGGACGACUGGGUCGUGUUUGAGGACUUCAAAAUCUUCUUGGGAUUCACCGAGUGGCUUCAGCACAUGGUCACCAAGGUCAGAAGGAUUGCAAAGGCGAAUAGCGCCAGCGGCCAUGGCGACGAGGCGGCAGCACCGGUUCUUUGA